ACACCUCCUUGUCCUUUGUUUCCUCCAGCUGGCAGACAGUAGCUCCUCCAAAUACUGACAUGAGCUGACCAUACAUAAAUCUAAGCAGGAUAUUCUGGGAGCAGUCAAGAGGAUUUUCACAAAGUUCACAAUCUAAAUGUACAAGUGAAACACUCUGGAGCGAUGGAGUCUCCAGAGUUUUCUCUGUUGUCGUCCUUGAGGGGAGAGUUUAAAUCAGAGGAUUACAUCCAACCCCACUAUAAGGAAACCUAUCGCCUGGCGAUUGAUCACCUGGUGAAGAGCGGCAGAGAGAGUUACUCGGAGUUCCUAAAGGGAGAGCGUGUUGGGAGCUUCCUCUCAGAGGAAGAGCUUCUCUUCAUCACUGAAAAUGCAGAACAGCUCAAACCUCAUAACCAUGCAGAGGAAAACAGUGGUCCAUCAGACAACCAAUCAUCCUCAGGGACGUACUGGCCCAUCCACUCGGAUGUGGACGCACCAGACUUAGACAUAGGAUGGCCAGAGGCAAUGCAUGACAACCUGCAGACAAAUAUAGAUCUGCUGUUUCAUCCAGCAAGACAAAACCACCCCACCAUCAAAGAAGUGGUCCGGAAGAAUAUUCAGGAGGCAAGACAGGUCAUUGCCAUUGUAAUGGACAAGUUCACUGAUGUAGAUAUAUUCAAAGAAGCUGUCGAUGCCUCUAUAAGAGGAGUCCCAGUCUACGUGCUUUUAGAUGAUUUCCAUCUGAAGAGUUUCCUCACAAUGGCUGAAAAUCAAGAUGUAAAAAUUCAGCAACUCAGAAACAUGAGGGUGCGCACUGUGAAAGGUCAGGGUUACCUCUGCCGAUCAGGAGCUAAAUUUCAUGGGGCAAUGGAGCAGAAGUUCCUUUUAGUCGACUGCCACACAGCGAUUUAUGGCUCAUACAGCUUCACUUGGUCAUUUGAGAAGAUUAAUCUGAGCAUGGUGCAGGUCAUCAAAGGACAUCUGGUGAAGUCCUACGAUGAGGAGUUUCGAACACUCUACGCCCGGUCGAGUGUGCCAGCUGAACUGUGCCCUCCGGAGGGUUUGUUCCAAUGCAACGGGCCACACGGACGACAGCUUUUGUCAAAUUCUCAUUCUGCCCCAAAAAUUGAGCGGAGGGACCAGUUGAGGCAUACGCUGGACACAGUCUAUAGGAAGACCUGCGAGAGGAAACUUGGCAUGAGAAACCUUGAAGAGAGGCUCUUUGAAGAGGAACCUAAUGAGCUUGGGCCCAUGAUUGAGAAUGGCAUGGGUGUUCCGAACCAGAUGACUCACCUUCAGUCUACAGAGGCGAUGAACUUCUUGAAAAGACACAGCUACGCUGGGGAGAGACAAGAGGGACAUGUGCCACAAAACAUCAGGCCCAGAGCGAGUAACUGGAAUAUCUCCAGAGAAACAGGAAAUCAAACAAACAACUACCCCAUGGACAAUUAUUUACAAGUGCCACAGAUGCACCGAGGUCAAAACAUGCGUCAGUCUUACAAUGGAAACGACAAGCAGGUUCAGUCCAUGCAGCAGAACAUGCCAACACUGGAGAAUACAUCCAAAUCGUUCAUGCGCACAUUGAGGAUUGAGUCUUACCUCAAAAACCCUGACGUCCCCUAUGGAGACUCUUAUGACUAUUUAGACCAGUUUGAAUCACUGGACAAAGCUAACUCCUACAUGCAGGGAAGAAUGAGGUCUUCCCUUGUUUUCAGGUCCACCAUACCAGAGCAAAUGGAGCCAAACAGACACAUGAACAACUCUUCUACUGGUGUUAGCUCCUUAGCAGCAGCAAACACUCCUUUGCACUACUCAUCCAUGCAGUGGAAUCCAACAGCAGCAGCUGAUGACAAUUGGAAUAACAAAAGCUAUGAUCAAGGUAGAAACUCUUACCAGUCUGCAUACACUAGCCUAGGCAGAGCUAAAGGUGGACACAUGAUCACAAACCCUGACAUCUUGGCAGAUAGCUGGCACAAAAGGCACAGCGUGGCAGAUCCAAGAUCAAACACUGAGUACGCACAUGAAUCCUCUGGUCACAUGUAUGGAGCUUUUGCAAGAAUGCAAGUUAACAGAAGCACAGCAGGGAUUACCGCACAGAAUGGAGCGUAUGGGUCAAAUCUGAAUGCAGAUCAGAGGUCUGUCUCUCAUUAUGAUGUCAAAAGUAUAACAGGCACAAAGAGCUCCAGUACACCCAACUGGCAGGAGCCACCAUCCAGGACUUUGUCUGCAGCAGCUCUCGAUGUUAAUGGCAAGGAUUUGACAACGAAAUCCAACAGCACAGGCUCUCAGCAUUUUUUAAAGAAGAGUCAAAAGAAAAUAAAAUCUUUUUUGAACAUACCAGAAAAAAAGGAGGAUUCAGUUGGAACCGCGGACACACAGAGCCUCAAGUCAAGUUGCAGUACAGACACCAUAACAGCUGAGGAUGAGGAGAAGGUAUCAGAUGGACGAGGAACAUUUCACCAAAGAACAACCAACCCUGUCAGGUCCUCCUCAGAGCAACAGAAGAACCGGCUAGAGGAUGACUAUCUAAAAUCUUCAAAACCACGAUUCAGAACUGAGGAGCACCACAAUCCACUGCAAAUCUCUCUCCCGAAAACUACCACACAGAAAAAACCAGCAGAUUGUGAGAAAAGUGCGAGGCCCAGCCUUGACACGGGAAGCUGGCGCAAAGAUCAAAGUGCCGAGAACCGCCUUUACAGCAGAUUUGAGCCUUUCUGCGCGCUUGAAAAGAAACACUCUGCACACAGCUUUGGAACCACACGCUCUCAGGAGAAAACUAAAAGCCUUCCUAAAGGCGAGGCGGCUAUUGAAAACAACCUCACCCGGUCUGCACGAGGGCACCAUGAAAAUAAGCUGGAGAAAUUCAUUCAAAGAGUAGGAAAUCUCAUACACAAGAACAAGUAGAGACAUCUGCGUUAGCAUAAGACAUAGGCUGCACACUACUAACACACAUUUGACUGGGAAUGUUUAUUUUUGUAUAGCUGGUGUUUGUUUAUGUGUCUACUUUGGAAAAUGUUAGAGCAAACAUUGUUUACAUUUGACUUAUGCUUAUUUUACUGUGUACAGAAGCAGUGAUGAACAUCACUGAAAGGACAAUAUAUUUUACAUGAAUACAUGCAGCAGAUUUCUUGCAAUACCACCUUCAAGAUGUCUUUUUGUGCUCCACUGGCGUCAACCCGAAGCAAUAAAUUCAAACGCUGUCAACAAAUGUUGCGGAUACAUUAAGUAGCAGUUGUGUCAAAAUGUCAGCGAUGCAUGCAAUUUGUUGCUAAAAGUGUAGGUGUGUGCACAUGCCAAAGUACUGUUGUUAUAUUAUUCUGCUUGAAUGUUGUCGGUAAGUCAACGUGAAAGGCAUGGCAAAAGCCAUUGGCAUGCAAGCUAAACACCAUUUCACAUGAUGAAACACAUUCCAAUAUGUCACCACAUCAUUGUCAUGUAUGUAUCAGACAGAGGUUUUAUGAAUGCUAUGGGGGUUGCAAUAAUUUUAGAAUACAUGAUGUGUUCAUAAUAAAUAUUUUGCACCAUUUUUCACUCUCUAUGAGCAUGUCUUUGAUUAAAUCUUA
This is a messenger RNA of Morone saxatilis (striped sea-bass), 3542 nucleotides long. RefSeq names its product family with sequence similarity 83 member B (gene sack1b). Gene Ontology annotation, cellular component: cytoplasm; membrane. NCBI's taxonomy places the organism in Eukaryota, Metazoa, Chordata, Actinopteri, Moronidae. The record is from RefSeq and is a predicted model, not a curated record. The transcript has 5 exons. Bases 163 to 2883 code for a protein of 906 amino acids. Gene Ontology annotation, biological process: epidermal growth factor receptor signaling pathway.